Lodderomyces theae is the source of this 1017-nucleotide messenger RNA. RefSeq lists its product as uncharacterized. The transcript has a single exon. The record is from RefSeq and is a predicted model, not a curated record. Bases 1 to 1017 code for a protein of 338 amino acids. Lineage: Eukaryota; Fungi; Ascomycota; Pichiomycetes; Serinales; Debaryomycetaceae.
AUGAAAUUGGUCACGACGUUUGGGUUCACUUUGCCCCUCGCAGCAACACGCACCUGGCUCUACCUAACAUCAACAAUCGCAACCUUCUUCAUUCUCAUUCCCAUUUCACUAAUCGCGUACCACGUGUACUACACCACAUUGAUCCCCGAUACCCACUCGCCAUCAAUCCCAUUGGACUUUAUCUACACCAAAAUUACAACCCCGGUGAAGUCAUUGCAAUUUGGCAACAGUUAUUUCCCGCAAAAGCAUGUGCAUCUAUCUAACUCCAUUGAUCCACAAUCGAUAACAUCAGAAGAAAGCAUCAAUGGCGCUGUGUCAACAUUCACAUUCGAUAAGGAUUCACUAUACACAUUCAAGCUCAACUUGGCCCUCUAUUGUAAUCGACAAUUUGCCUACGACACGAGUAUUCACACGGUGUACUAUAGUUUACAACUGGAUUUGAAACCAACUGAGGAAACCGGAGAUGGAUGGAGCUAUGGAAGUGAUAAACCCGUGUUCAAGUCUGGGUCAUUCGUGUUGGACUGUGAUCCAAACAUGAGCCAUGUUAUUCGAAAUAAAUAUAUCCCGCAAGCAUUACGCAAUUGGGUCCCACCCAUGUUUAUCGAUUAUCGGAAAUAUAGGACUAUUGAAAUUGAUGCUUUUGACAUAUACGGAUCAGGGUUGUUACAAAAUGAACAAACGAACAGCGGAAAAGACAACGACAACGAGAAGGACAAUGCCAAACGCAUUGCUAAUUCUCCUUCCACAUCGUCGCCAACUACUUUCAAUUUAAUCCUACAGAGUCCAGAAGAAUCACAAUACCAACUGCUACGGGUGUUCACUAUAGACCCUAGUGCAAGUUAUGCUCAAUUCUCAAUGCGAUUGACGGGGUUUAGAUACUUUAUGGCAAAGUAUUUCUUUACGUUUUAUUUCAUUGGCAGUUUGGUAUUUUAUCUCAUUUGUUGUGGCUUUUCAUUCAUUACUGGGUAUGGAAUCUUAUUUACGAGACGGAGGCCAACAAGCACCCCAAGAAGGUGA